AUGGAUGGACUAAAUUCUGAAUUAAUCAAAUAAUGCUAAAUGUGUAACAGUUUUACAGUAAGCCAUGAUCGUAAAAAAGGUAAUGUUAAAUGUUUUCGUUGUGGUUACAUUGUAGAGGAUCAUUUCUAAUCCUACGAAUAAGAAGUUAAUAAUUAUGAUAAUGAUCCUACUCAAAUAAAUAAUAUGCGAGGUUUAGUACCUGAUGGAAGAGAAGAAGAUAUAAAAUUAGGUGAUAGGCCUUUAAAUAAUUAAGGUUUAUAGAAAAAUAAAACAGACGAAAAAGUCAUAAAAAUAAAAGAUUAAUGA
Messenger RNA from Ichthyophthirius multifiliis, 306 nucleotides. RefSeq lists its product as hypothetical. The transcript has a single exon. Lineage: Eukaryota; Ciliophora; Oligohymenophorea; Hymenostomatida. The record is from RefSeq and is a predicted model, not a curated record.